Messenger RNA from Hypoxylon fragiforme, 1197 nucleotides. Its product is annotated as RmlC-like cupin domain-containing protein. The record is from RefSeq and is a predicted model, not a curated record. Gene Ontology annotation, cellular component: cell wall. Gene Ontology annotation, molecular function: manganese ion binding. Bases 144 to 923 code for a protein of 259 amino acids. NCBI's taxonomy places the organism in Eukaryota, Fungi, Ascomycota, Sordariomycetes, Xylariales, Hypoxylaceae. The transcript has 2 exons.
CUUGUUUCCUUCAAGUCUCCUAGUUUUUCCUACUGCCAUCAUAGUAGUUAUUUCCUUGGAACGAUUCCGAUCUUCAAACUCCUUCUCAUCUUAGUCAUCUAAUACCCAGGUACCUACUUACCUACCUACAAACCACCAUCACCAUGUUUAAAACCGAGAUCCUCGCGGCUGUCCUAGCCAUCUGCUCUGUCUCCCUAGCAGCCCCUGCCCCUGCUCCUACGGACGCGAUGCCGCCAGCCAGCGUCACCGAGACCGCCGCCGCUACCGCCACCCCUCCCGCCACCCCAACCGGCCUGAGCAAAGUCCAGCAGAUCCUGCUCUCGGACACCCGCGCAGACGCCAUCAACAACGUGCUAAAAGACGACAAAGACUUCCUCUUCGACUUCAACACCGCGCGGAAGUUCGGCCCCGGCGCCGGCGGCGAGAUCGUGCAAGCGACGCGCAAGGCCUUCCCGGCGCUGACCGGGACCGGGAUCGGCAUGGCGGUCGGGUUCCUGGGCCCCUGCGGCUUCAACACGCCGCACGUGCACAACCGGGCCACCGAGCUGCUCAUCGUGACGAAAGGCACCGUGGUGUCCGAGAUGGUGGUCGAGAACGGCGUGGAGAACGAGGCGAAGCAGCCGCGCAACGUGAUGAACACCCUCACGGAGCUGCAGGCCACGCCGUACUACAUGGGCGCGCUGCACACCCAGUUCAACCCCACCUGCGACAACGUCACCUUCGUCGCGCCCCUCUCCAGCGACGACUUCGGCGCCAACACCAUCGCCCAGGCCUACUUCGCCCUCGAGGACGACACCAUCCGCGCCGCCGCCGGCAACCAUGUCAGCGGUGCCGACGUCGAUAAGUUCCGCCAGUUCAUCAGCACCAAUGUUGCGCUUGGUGUUGAGAAGUGCCUUAUGGAUUGCAAGAUUCCUAAGAACUAGGUAGUGUGGCGAGAGAGCGAGGGCAUAAUUCGAGUUUGAAGGGAAAAAGGGGGGGUAAGGGAGGAUUUGGGAGGGUGAUUAUAGAAAGGGUGAAAGGUCAUUCCUUAUAAAUGUUUGUACUCGGGUACGAUCAACGAUUAUAUAUGCUUGGACGAUGAUGAGUUAAGAAGCAUGAGCAUUUUUCCGGAGUUUUGGGAUGUCUUUGGUUAUUAGUCGUCAUUCAAUUUUAAUUAUCACAAUCAUUAGGCAGAUAUAAUUUAGUCACUUCAUCGCA